Messenger RNA from Paraphaeosphaeria sporulosa, 3148 nucleotides. Its product is annotated as chitin synthase-like protein d. Gene Ontology annotation, cellular component: cell periphery; cell septum. The record is from RefSeq and is a predicted model, not a curated record. NCBI's taxonomy places the organism in Eukaryota, Fungi, Ascomycota, Dothideomycetes, Pleosporales, Didymosphaeriaceae. Gene Ontology annotation, molecular function: chitin synthase activity. The transcript has 3 exons. Bases 204 to 2777 code for a protein of 857 amino acids.
CCAGUGCGCGGCCUUAUCAUCGCAGCCGCCCCGCCAGGCCGGCUUCACAUUCUCAGUGUCCGGCUACUGCUACGCCUAUGAUAUAGACACCAGUUGUCUCGGUACCGCGCGCCCAGCUUGUCGAACUACCAUUCGUCUGCGGUGCCCCGCUUGGUCAACACUUUUUGGAUAGCUACGCCUGACAGCGUCGGCCUCUUUCUAACAUGACGUGGGAACACGUGGGCAUCUUUGCCCGCGCAGCCGACGCGGACGGCAUUCCCGCAUUUACCGACCCUUGGCCGGUCAAGGAUAUUGUCUAUGUAGCCAUUGUUGGCACUUGCAUGCUUGCUGCUCUGCUCGAAUGGUUCCUCUGGGUCGCUGCAUUCCUUUACUGCUUGGUGAAAUGUUUCCAGAAAGCCGAGACCAUCAGCAUUCGCAUACUUUCCGUAAUCAUGAUGAUUCUUUUCACUGCUCUUCGCGCCAUCUUCUUGCCCAUCAUGGUCGUCACUCUACCUCUACCCGGUCAGGUCACAAAGUACUUCCCGAAUGACAUGGUACAAAUUCUCCAAUGGUUCGCUUUCUGGUCCUUCGCCGGUCUCCUGACGAUCCCGUGGCUUUUCUGCGUUUAUCAGCUUGUCACCCAUUCCGUUGGCCGCACAAAGAGGAUCAAAUCUGUCCUGGACGAGGCAUCGGCGCCCAAGGUCGUUAUUGUCAUGCCCUGCUACAAGGAAAUUCCCGAGAUUCUGUUGCGAACGUGCGACUCACUCGUAGACUGCGAUUACCCACCCUCGUGCUUGCACAUUUUUCUUUCGUUCGACGGAGACCAGGAGGAUGAACUAUACCUCAACACCAUCGAGAAGCUUGGCGUGCCGCUGACCCUCGAUUCGUACCCGAAGUCCAUCGACGUGACAUACCGUAGCUGCCGUAUCACUGUUUCUCGCUUCCCUCACGGUGGAAAGCGUCAUUGCCAGAAGAGGACAUUCAAGCUCAUCGACAAGAUCUACGCCGAGUAUCUGAAGCGCAACGACAACCUCUUCAUGCUGUUCAUCGACUCCGACUGUAUUCUCGACAAGGUCUGCAUCCAGAAUUUCAUGUACGAGAUGGAACUCAAGCCUGGAAGCAAGAAGAACAUGUUGGCUAUGACCGGUGUCAUCACCUCAACUACGGAAAAGAACUCGCUCAUCACUCUCCUCCAGGAUAUGGAGUACAUCCACGGCCAGCUCUUUGAGCGAUCGGUCGAGUCCGGUUGCGGCGCUGUGACCUGUCUGCCCGGUGCUCUUACUAUCCUUCGUUUCUCCGCUUUCCGCAAGAUGUCCAAAUACUACUUCGCCGAUAAAGCCGAGCAGUGCGACGACCUGUUCGAUUACGGCAAGUGUCAUCUUGGGGAAGAUCGUUGGCUCACUCACUUGUUCAUGAUUGGCGCCCAAGAACGUUACCAGAUCCAGAUGAAUACUGGUGCUUUCUGCAAGACCGAGGCUGUGCAAUCCUACCGUUCCCUUCUGAAGCAACGUCGCCGCUGGUUCCUUGGUUUUAUCACCAACGAAGUUUGCAUGUUGACUGAUAUCCGUCUCUGGAAGCGGUACCCAAUCCUUUGCGUUGUCCGUUUCAUGCAGAACACCAUUCGAACCACUGCUCUCCUUUUCUUCAUCAUGGUCAUUUCUCUCAUCACAACAUCCCAGAAGGUCAAGAACCUGCCGGUCGGUUUCAUUGCCAUAUCGCUUGGACUCAACUGGCUGCUCAUGCUUUACUUUGGUGCCAAGCUUGGCCGUUACAAGAUUAUGCUUUACCCUGUCAUGUUCGUCAUUAACCCCUUCUUCAACUGGGUGUACAUGGUCUACGGUAUCUUCACAGCUGGUCAGCGCACCUGGGGAGGUCCUCGUGCAGAUGCUGGAACCGCUGACGCAACCACGACCCCCGCCCAAGCUAUCGAGCAGGCCGAAGCUGCAGGUGACGAUCUCAACGUCGUGCCAGAGACUUUCAAGGCUGCAGCAGAGGCACAGAAGGGCCGCCCAGCUCAUGUGCCGCUCCAGCCGUCCGAUCACCUCGAAGGUCGCUUUGCCCCAGCCGAACGUCUGCCCAAUGGAUGGUACCAGCAAGGCUCCAACGACUCUGGCCUCACUCUGCCCAAUAUGCUUCCCCGGAACCCCAAUGUCCCCAACGUCCCAUUGCAUCCCCGCUCGUCCAUGGAUUCGAUGGUUUCUGGAACAUCAAACAAUAACUCCAUCUACAUGCCUCGCCGGGUCGAAUCCUUCAUGGACCCUGCGGACGCAUCCAUCUACCACAAGGCCCAGGCAGCACAGAAGCCAGCUGGAGGUGCCUACUUCGAAGCCGACAACCGCUACAACUCGCCGUAUGAGGUCGGCACUGGCUCUGGCAAGAACAACUACCACGAGUCCGUCGAGUCACUGUCUGACGAAUCGAUUUACAUGUCUCAGACCAAGGGAUCUCAAAGACCACCCCACAACAGAGGCCCCAGUGAUCUCAGCCCUUAUGCGCCUGCUACGAACUCGCCUCUCGCCCGGCAGACCUCGGACUACGGCCAUAGUGAAAUAGAGGCACCGCAACCUGCCUACAGCAAUGGACAGCGCGAUCAAAGGCAGGGCCGUAGCCCGCUUGCCCGCUCAGCUUUCACUGCGCCUGAACAGAACCUCGGCAUCGAGCUGCAGCAACAACAGCAUUCAGGCUUGAUGCGCGAUGUGUCGCCUGUUGCUAGGCAGGACCACUCCAGCCACCAGCGCAGCGGAUCGAACGAUUCUGACAAGAAGCGCAGGAGGUUGAGCAAGAAGCCGCCGAAAUGAGCGCACCACUGAACGAACAAAUCACUGCACACGGCCAUUUUAGCGGCACCCAGCCCGCGUAGCCAGCUUAUUUCCUUGUAAUUGCAUGCAAAAGUCGGACUUUUACUGGCGUUCAAGCAUCUUCUCCACCGGAGCUUCCUCCGCAUCUUUGUCUGCAUAGCGUGCAGCCACGCACUCUUUUCAUUAUUGUAAAUACACACGGCUGGGAUACAGCGACGACAACCGAACGUGGCCAUGACUGGGUCAUCAUCUAGGCUUUCUUUAUAUUGGCGGUGAUUAGGUUAGACGAGUGCUUCACUGGCGGGGAAUUGGAUAUAUAGUGCGCAGAAGCAAGAAGGUGUAUACAGGAGUAAUGUUAAUCUAUGACGCCA